Messenger RNA from Lepisosteus oculatus (spotted gar), 8335 nucleotides. It is a transcript of the gene pik3ca, whose product is annotated as phosphatidylinositol-4,5-bisphosphate 3-kinase, catalytic subunit alpha. Gene Ontology annotation, cellular component: cytoplasm; plasma membrane; phosphatidylinositol 3-kinase complex, class IB. Lineage: Eukaryota; Metazoa; Chordata; Actinopteri; Semionotiformes; Lepisosteidae. Gene Ontology annotation, molecular function: 1-phosphatidylinositol-3-kinase activity; 1-phosphatidylinositol-4-phosphate 3-kinase activity. The record is from RefSeq and is a predicted model, not a curated record. Gene Ontology annotation, biological process: phosphatidylinositol 3-kinase/protein kinase B signal transduction; phosphatidylinositol-3-phosphate biosynthetic process; phosphatidylinositol-mediated signaling.
AGCAGGAGGAGGAUUGCUCGCCUGUGGAAAAGGGAUUUUGGAAAUUCUCGCAAGCCCUCCCAAAAGCUCGCGCGACAGCGGGAGUUUUUUAGGGGUGGAAAUUACGAAAAAGGAGAGAGAGAGGGCGACCUUCCCCGGUGUGGAGAAUAUUUUUCAUUUGCGAGUUCCCCCCCCCCCUCCCGUAAUUGUUUUCGGUGGAUGUUUAGAGAGCGUGUCGUCCGCCGACGGCCAAAAACACGUUUGCGUUUCUGUUGUUUGUGGUCGUCCGUGGCUCCCAUGGGGAGAUGAAAGGGGGAUUGUGUUAGUUUUUUUGUGUGUGUGUGUGUUUAUUUUCCUUGCCUUCAACUGCUUCGGUUCCACGCAAGAAAAACAGGGAGCGGGAGCCGCGCGGUUGCUAUGGAGAAGCUGCGGCUGACAGGCCGUGGGCAGGCCUGAGCCUCGGGCUGGAGUUUGCCGGGAACGGGGAGAGGUCGGUGGGAGCAGCCGAGGGGAAACUAAAGAGGGAGACGGGGAAUAUGGCCGUGCAGUGACGAGUUGCCAGGGCAGCGAGCGACAAUGCUGGUGGACUGAAAUCUGGAAGGUUGCGUUAUUUCAGACCAGCGAUCUAAAGGAGAAAAGAACUCGCAAAACGUUCUCGGCGUUCUGUAGGAGGCGAAGAGGAGCUCAAGAUGCCUCCCAGGCCGUCCUCAGGGGAGCUGUGGGGCAUCCACCUGAUGCCCCCGCGCAUCCUGGUGGACUGCCUGCUGCCGAACGGGAUGAUCCUGACCCUGGAGUGCCUCCGGGAGGCCACGCUGGUCACCAUCAAGCACGAGCUGUUCAAGGAGGCGCGGAAGUACCCCCUUCACCACCUCCUGCAGGACGAGACCUCCUACAUCUUCGUCAGCGUCACACAGGAGGCGGAGCGGGAGGAGUUCUACGACGAGACCCGCAGGCUGUGCGACCUCAGGCUCUUUCAGCCCUUCCUGAAAGUCAUCGAGCCAGUGGGCAACAGGGAGGAGAAAAUCCUCAACCGAGAGAUCGGCUUUGCUAUCGGCAUGCCUGUGUGUGAGUUUGAUCUUGUGAAGGAUCCUGAAGUGCAGGACUUCAGGAGAAACAUCUUGAACGUUUGUAAAGAAGCAGUGGACCUCAGAGACGCUAACGGACCCCACAGCCGAGCCCUGUACGUUUACCCUCCCAAUGUUGAAUCGUCGCCAGAACUUCCGAAGCACAUUUACAACAAACUCGACAAGGGUCAAAUCAUCGUCGUGAUCUGGGUGAUAGUGUCCCCCAACAACGACAAGCAGAAGUACACCCUGAAGAUCAACCACGACUAUGUGCCGGAGCAGGUCAUCGCGGAGGCCAUCCGGAAGAAGACCAGGAGCAUGCUUCUGUCCCCGGAGCAGCUGAAGAUGUGCGUGCAGGAGUACCAAGGGAAGUACAUCCUCAAGGUGUGCGGCUGUGACGAGUACCUGCUGGAGAAGUACCCACUCAGCCAGUACAAGUACGUGCGGAGCUGCAUCAUGCUGGGCCGGAUGCCCAACCUCAUGCUGAUGGCCAAGGAGAGCCUGUAUUCCCAGCUGCCGAUCGACAAUUUCACCAUGCCGUCGUACGCGCGGCGCAUCUCCACCGCCACGCCCUACAUGAACGGGGAGGCCUCCACCAAGUCGCUGUGGUCCAUCAACAGCAACCUGAGGAUCAAGAUCCUGUGCGCGACGUACGUCAAUGUCAACAUCCGGGACAUCGAUAAGAUUUACGUGCGAACAGGCAUCUACCAUGGAGGAGAGCAGCUGUGUGACAAUGUGAACACCCAGAGAGUGCCCUGCUCUAAUCCAAGGUGGAAUGAGUGGCUCAACUACGACAUGUACAUUCCCGAUAUCCCCCGCGCUGCACGCCUCUGCCUGUCCAUCUGCUCUGUGAAAGGCAGGAAGGGAGCCAAAGAGGAGCACUGUCCGUUGGCAUGGGGGAAUGUCAACCUGUUCGAUUAUACACACACUCUCGUCUCGGGGAAAAUGGCCUUGAACCUGUGGCCUGUACCUCACGGCCUUGAAGAUUUGCUGAAUCCUAUUGGGGUCACGGGCUCUAAUCCCAACAAGGAAACGCCCUGCUUAGAAUUAGAGUUUGAUUUUUUCAGCAGUCCUGUGAAGUUUCCCGACAUGGCGACGGUGGAAGACCAUGCGAACUGGACCGUCUCCAGAGAGCUGGGGUUUAACUACUGCCAUACUGGCUUGAGCAACCGACUGGCUCGGGACAACGCCCUGACAGAGAGCGACACGGAGCAGCUGCGCCUGGUGUGCAAUAGGGACCCUCUGUCUGAAAUCACUGAGCAGGAGAAGGAUUUCUUGUGGCGGCACAGACACUACUGUGUGAACAUGCCCGAGAUUCUCCCCAAAAUUCUCCUCGCGGUGAAGUGGAACUCCAGAGAUGAAGUAGCACAGAUGUAUUGUCUCUUAAAGGACUGGCCGGCAAUAAAGCCAGAGCAGGCCAUGGAGCUGCUGGACUGUAACUAUCCAGAUCCGAUGAUAAGGGAUUUUGCUGUUAGGUGCCUUGAAAAGUAUUUAACCGAUGACAAGCUGUCUCAGUACCUCAUCCAACUUGUACAGGUCCUGAAAUAUGAACAGUAUCUCGAUAACCCCCUAGUGCGAUUUUUGCUGAAAAAAGCAUUAACCAACCAGAGGAUAGGACAUUUCUUCUUUUGGCACUUAAAGUCUGAAAUGCACAACAAAACAGUGAGCCAGCGGUUUGGGCUGCUGCUGGAGUCGUACUGCAGGGCGUGUGGGAUGUACCUGAAGCACCUGAGCCGGCAGGUGGAGGCCAUGGAGAAGCUCAUCAACCUCACGGACAUCCUCAAGCAGGAGAAGAAGGAUGAAACGCAGAAGGUGCAAAUGAAGUUUCUGGUGGAGCAGAUGAGGAGACCAGACUACAUGGAUGCAUUGCAGAACUUCACCUCUCCACUCAACCCUGCACACCAAUUGGGCAACUUAAGGCUAGAAGAAUGCAGGAUAAUGUCAUCUGCCAAAAGGCCUCUGUGGCUUAACUGGGAAAACCCCGACAUCAUGUCUGAGCUUCUGUUCCAGAAUAAUGAGAUCAUCUUCAAGAACGGAGAUGAUUUACGACAAGACAUGCUGACUCUGCAGAUCAUUCGGAUCAUGGAAAACAUUUGGCAGAACCAGGGUCUUGAUCUCAGGAUGCUUCCCUAUGGCUGCCUGUCGAUCGGCGACUGCGUGGGGCUCAUUGAGGUUGUCCGAAGCUCCCAUACAAUCAUGCAGAUUCAGUGCAAGGGGGGACUGAAAGGCGCGCUGCAGUUCAACAGCCACACUUUGCACCAGUGGCUCAAGGACAAGAACAAGGGCGAAAUGUAUGAUCUAGCGAUUGACCUGUUCACACGUUCCUGUGCUGGGUACUGUGUAGCCACGUUCAUCCUUGGGAUUGGCGAUCGACACAACAGCAACAUCAUGGUGAAGGACGACGGGCAGCUGUUCCAUAUAGAUUUUGGACAUUUCCUGGAUCACAAGAAGAAGAAAUUUGGCUACAAAAGAGAGCGCGUGCCGUUCGUCUUAACCCAAGACUUCUUAAUCGUGAUCAGCAAAGGAACCCAGGAGUGCACUAAAACAAGAGAAUUUGAACGGUUCCAGGAGAUGUGCUACAAGGCAUACCUCGCGAUCCGGCAGCACGCCAACCUCUUCAUCAACCUCUUCUCCAUGAUGCUGGGCUCGGGGAUGCCGGAGCUGCAGUCCUUCGACGACAUCGCGUACAUCCGCAAGACCCUGGCGCUGGACAAGACGGAGCAGGAAGCCCUGGACUACUUCAUGAAGCAGAUGAACGACGCCCAUCACGGCGGCUGGACAACCAAGAUGGACUGGAUCUUCCACACGAUCCGGCAGCACGCGUUGAACUGAGGCGGCGGCCCUGCCCCAUUGCGUGGCAUUGCACUACCAGCCUUGCGGACAGCGGGUGACGGAACCAUCCUUGUAGCACUGAACAAUCCGGAACUCUUCUUUUAUCCUCUUCAUCAUCGUCUUUGAAGCCCGGGUUUUUUGUUUUUGUUUUUUCCCUUGUCCUCCAAGCCUGCAAUCGUGUUCCCCGGCAAGCAGUUCCAGGUUUCAAUGGUGGUGUGAGAAUCUUUCGUCAAGGAGGAUCCUUUUGUUGGUGUCUCAGCGGUGUGCUCUGGUCUCCCCUGAGAAGCAGCUAGAUAUCCAAUUUCUUGUUUUAUGGCCUUUCUAAAAUCACUUACCUCUUAAUUUAACAGGAGCUCCGGGGGAAGGGGCAAGGGGAUUGUAAAAUGUCUUCCUCUUUUUUUGCCUUUAAAUAUGCACAAAAUAUUUAAUCUCCUGAGCAAAACACAGGGUAAACAUUUUUUUUCAUGUUUUGAAAUGCGUUAUUGGUUUCAGUCCUUAUAAAAGGUAAAAGCAGUGACCCCUGAUGGGCGACCCGGGUUCUUGUACGAGAUGGCCUCAAUCCAGGCUGUGACAAUUGGCGCACCGGCGACCCCUAGUGUCUACUGGCAGUUUUUCAUCUUAUUUUUACCUUUCAGCUUCUGCACUCCUGUAAGCAUGAACGGCCUUAGUAUACUUAGUUGUUUUUAAAUAAUGUGCCCUGUUUACACAGCUUAGUAAUACUUUUUUUUUUUAACCAGCAAGCUCAGAUUCAGUCUUGAAUUUCAGCCUUUGCUCACGAUACUCCUGUGAAUCUGGAGCACGACUCCCAGGUCUCCCCUGUAGAGACGCAGACCGCGGCGCCGAGGACGGUCGCGUCUGCUUGAAAGGGGGCGAGCCUUUCACUUCUUCAUCUCUGAAUGUCUGGUGUGGUGAAUGUCGGAUUGCAUCGACCAAGCUGAGUUAUGAGAGGUAGAGGGUGGUUUGUUUUUUUUUCUGUGCAUGGGGAAGGAUACCAUGGAGCUAGAAUCUACAUGAAUGUUAUGCUUUAGAACCUUAAAGAAGGAGGAACGAGAUAAUCAUUGUUUUCUUACACAAACACAUAACGAGGGGGGCAGUGUGACUUCAGGAUGCAGGAUCCAGUACUUUUUUUUAAAAUAAAAUGCACAUGAUGCUGCUAAUAGUUUGCUGUUCGAAGCAGCCAGACAGUGAUAUCGCCUUAUACCUCUCCCUCUUGCCAGAUGUUUUGUGGUACCAGGUGUGUGCGAAAAUAAGUUUUUUUUUUAAGAAACCAGAAUACAAUAUAAUUUGCUACCAUUCCCAAGUGUGAAAAUUUCCUAACUUUUGUGUCAGGAAUAAACACCAGUUUUGGAGACGGCAUCAGGUGGGGUGGAGGUUUCCCUGAGAUGGUUUGGACAGCUCGGAAGGAGGCGAAGUUCUGCAAGGCAGAGCACUCCCGCAAAUCACAGCUUAUUUAGACUUCUGUUCUCUGGAAGUAGCCGCUCGUGGUGCCAAAAGGAUCCAAAGCUCUAAAAAUAGACGCAGCUUAAAGGCAGUGGAAUGUACCUUUUGGAUUGCUUAUGGGAAACCAAGUUCAUUCCUGUAAUCUUGCUUGGCUGCCGUGCGAAACUAAAAAUGUGAACUCUAAUGGUCGGGUAGGGCUGCGAGGUGAAUCCUCCUGUCCGCUUUCCAUAGAUUCAGAUGUUUAAAGAAAUCCGUCAGGAUAUUUAGACGCAAAAUCAAAUGAGUAUGCCCCCCCCCUUCACUGAGAGAGAACUUUAUAUUGGUUUAUUUCCUUUCGGUGACGGUAGUGGGUGACGUUGUUGCAGCCGCAGCUGCAUAAAUCUGUGCAGUCUUGUUGGCAGUGACUAAAAAUAGGCCGCAGUUGCAAAAGCCAUGUGACAAAAAUGGUGCCGCUCAAUUUUAAUAGAUUUGCAGACGGCGUAUUUAGGAUGCCUCCUCAAUAUUUUAAUCCCACUGUGCCGUGUAUUAAAUAACAUCCUAUCUCUAGCAUCGAGUUCCUUCUUUGGUAAUUGGAACUUCCUAUGUCAUCGGUGUCUCUCAAACAGGUGAGGCUCAAAAGGCAGCAGCAUUUCUGUUUGGAGUCUCUGUAAGGUGUCUGUGACCGGUGCUGUGAUGGACUUGCACAGUGAGGGCACGUGCCUAUUAGCGAUGGUUUCAUUAGAUUUUGUACAAAAACAAAAGUGGGACUUUCACAGUUACUCCUUUAAUUUGAUGAGGGGCUACGUCUGAUAUUUUUUUGGGAGGAAAUGAGAUGCCGUGGCACGAGAGAGAUGUUGAGCACCCACUUGCUGAAGACUUGACAAAUUUGUCGACUGAGCCAAAGUUUAUAAGCAACAUAAUUGGUUUCUUGUAUAUAGCGUGUGCUGUGCAGUACAUAAGAUGACAAUAGAAAACUGCCCAAAUAUUUUGCAAAAAAGAGAAAGUAAGCAGCCUUCUUAAUGGAAACGAGUUUUCUGAAGAGGAUUGUUUAGUAUAGACUAUAGAAACGCAAAAUACUAACAGCUUUAAUCAUCAACGACACUCUCAAAUCUUGGCGAUUAGCCUCCAAACCUCCAGCUCUGCGGUUGUGACCUCUUUUGCACAGAAAUGUUGCAAUAAAUCGAAACCAAGGUUUACUCUUGAUAGGAACUUACAAGGUAAUGUUUGUUAUAGGUGUUAGUGUCUUUAAUGGAACUUAUUUAUUGUAAAUCGACAAUAACUACUGGCACAGUGAAGGUGAACUAAAUUGCCUUACAAACAUAGGAGAAGUAACUUGACUGGUUUAUAGAGGGACGUAGGUGUUUGUAAAUCUUUUGAUGAAGAAUCGUGGUGCUGUGUUUGGUUGGAAAUGCAUAUGGUGGUAAUCAUGUCCAGUUCCAGGAACUCGGCCAAGUAUUAAAAGCUUGUUCAUUAUCACAGUGUCAUCUGCCAUUAUGAUAUGAAGCUUUUUUUUCUAACAGGAUCUGGGAAUGAGGCCAGAUCAGCAAAAUAUUUUCUGUAUUGAACACUACAAAGUUUGUAAAGGAAACAAGAAACCUUGCCUACUCUUAACACUUUGAAUAAAAUGUGGAAAUCUACUGAGUACCUGCUCUCCAUACUGCAUUCUAAAUGCAUUAAACAAUUUAGAAAGAAGGCCCAGAUUUUGAACUGUGAAUUUAAAUUUUUUUCGACUAUAUUUAGUGGAGUAGAUUCUCUAAAGACUGGGGAAAGUAUAUACAGUAUUCCAGACUUCCUAUGCAUUCGUGUGAGAUACUUGAGGUUUUCAAUUUUAAACUACAAAUGUGGUUCUUAUAUGCAGUAAACCAGUCAACAGCUAUACAAUCGUAACUGAAGUAUGUAGGUGGUUUUGCACUUUGUAAUUUUUUUAUUUCUUUUUUUAAAGAAUGCCUUCUGUCUAAAAGCAAAAAGGCUUACUUCUGUGCAUGUAAACAAGUCAUUUUGCUCUUUAGUAUCGGAAAUGGGUCAGAGACAUUUAAAACCUUGUAGUGUACAGUAGCCUUACGCGAUUUUUUAGGCCUUUACUAGCAUGAUCAGUGUCUUCUGUGUAUACGUCUGUCUGUACAGGUUACAGACGCCUUGUUUGGGCCGGCCCCAGAUACAAAGCCCAUUGGACGCCAGUGUCUAACUAUCUAAGACCUAUUUAAGAUGCUUUUCACUUGUUACAAGAUUAAAAAAAUAAAAUAAAUGUUGAGAGGGUUUAGAUAUGCUACAUGUAGGAUUCUGUAACGGAAGAAAAACCUUCCAUGCUUCAGUUUUAAAGGUUUUACUUGAAUUUCAUUACGAACCACCUUUUUGUGCGUCACGAACAGAGGUGUGGUCACCAUGUGCACAGCACUGAAGGUCAGCUAGCAUGGGCAAUUUCAUACCGAUCGUGAAUGUUUCAGUCCUUUGCUCAAUCUAGUCUCUUCAAGCAGUUAGGGAUUCUAACAAAUUAGUACUGUUUUAUUAUAGACUUAGGCCAAACUUUGAAGUAAUACAAAGCAUGACAGAGCAUUGCUAUCUCUUGAGUUUUGUUUGAAAGGUGCAUUUCCAAAGGGAGAGGGAGAUCUGAGGCUGAAAAGGUCUUUGCCAUCUGGGACAGUAAAAUGUCUGGAGGGACGAGAGAAUUUCAUGGUGUGCCCAGGACACAUCUCUCCAAGUUAGUUCUAGCUUUAUUUUCAUUAUUAUUAACAUUAUUUUUAAUAUAUUGUGGGCCAAAUAAAGAUUGCAUAAAACCCUAUUGCAUGCAAGUUAAACUGCAAACUCCCUGUUACUUUGGUCCAUUCUGCUAUUUAGCUUGGAAGGAUAAUGUUUGGCCUAAGACUGCACUCUUUAGUAAACAUUUAUUAGACUUUAACUGCUAUCCCGUAACAGUCUGCAUUUUUCAUUUAUUGUCUGUUAUUCAUCAUGCUAUUUAAUUAAACGAUGGCUUUGUACCCUGUCUGUCUCGGAUACUUUUGAGUGUGAUGUAAUUAUGUACAAAUAAAUUUAUUUCAAGUUGA